AUGCACAGCACGCUGCUCCGGUCCUCCCCAACCAAACACACCUUCGUACCCGAGCAUCAUGGCCCGUUCCCGGCGCUUCCACUGAGAGACAUGGAAGCCAAGCAGCACCCGAUAAAGAGCCUCAAAAGCUACCCGGAAACAGGCGGCCGGAGCCUGGCAGCAGCAGCCGGAGGAGACGGAGGAGGCGGCGGAGGAGGAGGAGGAGGAGGAAACCGAGCCGGCUCGGCUGAAAUGGAGAUGGAGGCGAAGAUCCAGAAAGCCGUCGACUUCAAGGUGGAGGGUCACCGCUGCUACAAGGAGAAGAAAUUUCGGGAAGCGAUCGGCAAGUACCACCGGGCGCUUCUGCAACUCAAGGGGGUUCACGUCGCCGACGGGACGACGGGCUCCGAGGUCAACCUGCUGAACCAAGCCUCGGCCAAGAUGACCGAGGAGCAGCGGAGAGCCGUGGAGAUCACCGAGAUAGAGUGCUACGACAGCCUGACAGCGUGUCUGUUGCAGUCAGAGCUUGUGAACUACGAGAGGGUGAAGGAGUACUGUCUGAAGGUGCUGAGCCACCAGAGAGACCACUUCAAGGCCAUGUACCGAGCCGGCAUCGCCUUCUAUCACUUGGGCGACUACGAAUGUGCUCUACGCUACCUGCGUGAUGCCAAGAACCGCGAACCCUCAGACACCAACGUGCUGCGGUACAUCCAGCUGACGGAGAUGAAGAUGAGCAAGAAUAGUCAGCGGGAACGAGAGUGCGGCAAAGAGACGCAGGGCUAA
Anoplopoma fimbria (sablefish) is the source of this 762-nucleotide messenger RNA. RefSeq names its product tetratricopeptide repeat domain 9B (gene ttc9b). Lineage: Eukaryota; Metazoa; Chordata; Actinopteri; Perciformes; Anoplopomatidae. The record is from RefSeq and is a predicted model, not a curated record. Gene Ontology annotation, molecular function: protein binding.